Geodia barretti is the source of this 561-nucleotide messenger RNA. NCBI's taxonomy places the organism in Eukaryota, Metazoa, Porifera, Demospongiae, Tetractinellida, Geodiidae. The record is from the annotation of a GenBank genome assembly.
AUGCUGGUAAAUACUGCUCGUGAACGGUUCGGACCUAUUCACGUCGCUUUGUGCCAUAUCGGUAUGGUGAUUCCGAAACCGUUGUUGGAAUACAAAGUAGAAGAGUGGGAUGAGACCAUGGCGGUCAACGUGCGGACAGCGUUCUUAUUGGGCAGUGCCGCAUCCCGUUCAAUGCUUGAAGAUGGCAUUAAAGGACAACUUAUUUUUACGACAUCUUGGGUCGCUGAUGUGCCGUGGCCCGAUAUUGGACCGUAUAACGCAAGCAAGGCUGCAAUGAAGCAGUUAAUGCGUUCCUUUGCACGGGAACUCGCGGACAAAGGAAUUCGCUCAAACGCAGUCGCACCCGGGAUCGUCAGCGUUGGGCUUGCCAAACAACAGUGGGAUACGGAUCCAAUCUACCGUGCUCGGGCACAGAAAGCAAUCCCUCUUGGCGUUAUGCAACCGCUUGAUUCGGUGGCAGACGCCUUUCUAUUUUUGUGCAGCACCGCUGCAGAUUAUAUGACUGGGACAGUGCUACUCGUAGACGGUGGAUGUAGUCUGUAUCCAAUGGAUGACGCCUAA